AUGAGCGGCAGCGAAGACGAAGAGUAUGAGACGGGAAGGCCAGUGGUGAUAGACAAUGGCAGUGGAAGAAUCAAAGCUGGUUUUGCUGAUGAUGAGGCUCCUCGGUGUGUCUUUCCAUCCGUUGUAGGACGUCCAAAGCAGAAGGGUGUCAUGGUGGGAGCAGGACAACGGGACUGUUAUGUUGGCGAUGAUGCGCAGGCAAAGAGAGGAAUCCUGAAGCUGAAUUACCCCAUUCAGCACGGAGUUGUGACCAACUGGGACGACAUGGAGAAGAUCUGGCAUCACACUAUUUUCAAUGAGCUUCGAGUUAUACCGGAAGAACAUCCUGUCCUAUUGACGGAGGCUCCUCUGAAUCCCAAAGCCAACAGAGAGAAGCUGUGUGAGAUUUUCUUCGAAGUUUUCAACUGCCCUGCCUUCUACGUCGCAGUGCAAGCAGUAAUGUCUUUGUAUUCCUCGGGAAGAACAACAGGAAUAGUGCUGGAUGCUGGUGAUGGAGUUUCACAUACUGUACCAAUCUAUGAAGGCUAUGCUCUUCCUCAUGCCAUUCUCCGUCUGGAUUUGGCUGGUCGUGAUCUGACGGAAUACAUGUGCAAACUUUUGACGGAAAGGGGAUAUUCUUUCUCGACAUCUGCAGAGCAAGAGAUUGCUCGCGAUAUCAAAGAAAAACUCUGCUUUGUAGCGCUGGACUUUGAUGAAGCCAUGAAGAAAGCCGCUGAAUCCAAUGACCUGGAGAAAUCUUACGAAAUGCCAGAUGGACAGGUCAUCGCAAUUGGGAAUGAGCGAUUCCGUUGCCCUGAAGCCCUUUUCAAACCCUCUCUCAUCGGGCUGGAGAACCCAGGCGUCCAUGAGAUGACGUACAACAGCAUCAUGAAGUGUGAUGUCGAUAUCCGUAAGGACCUGUAUUCCAAUAUCAUCAUAUCUGGAGGAACAACCAUGUAUGAAGGACUUCCAGAACGAUUGCAGAAGGAGAUCACUGCCCUUGCCCCACCUACAAUGAAAAUCAAAGUCAUCGCGGGAGCGGAGCGCCAGUUCUCUGUGUUCUGCGGUGCAGCUAUCCUGGCCUCGCUUACCACUUUCCAAGAUAUGUGGAUUUCGGUAGAUGAUUACAAGAACUUUGGUAAGACCAUCGUUCAUCGCAAGUGCUUUUAA
This is a messenger RNA of Guillardia theta CCMP2712, 1149 nucleotides long. Its product is annotated as actin protein. Bases 1 to 1149 code for a protein of 382 amino acids. The transcript is spliced from 14 exons. NCBI's taxonomy places the organism in Eukaryota, Cryptophyceae, Pyrenomonadales, Geminigeraceae. The record is from RefSeq and is a predicted model, not a curated record.